Molecule: messenger RNA, 1146 nt
Organism: Elephantulus edwardii (Cape elephant shrew)
Lineage: Eukaryota; Metazoa; Chordata; Mammalia; Macroscelidea; Macroscelididae
Gene: ACKR5
Product: G protein-coupled receptor 182
Exons: 1
Coding region: 1-1146 (381 amino acids)
Biological process (GO): G protein-coupled receptor signaling pathway
Cellular component (GO): membrane
Molecular function (GO): G protein-coupled receptor activity
Source: RefSeq, a predicted model, not a curated record
AUGUCGGUCAGUCCUAGCCUGGGGCCAAGCCCCACGCAGGUGCCCACCGUGCCUGCUGGCGACUUGGCGGAGAUCCACAACUGGAGCGAGCUGCUCUACUACUUUAACUACACCAUGGCCAACUGCCAUACGGAGCUCAACGAGAGCACCAAGCGUGUGGUCCUCUUUGUCCUCUACCUGGCCAUAUUCGUGGUUGGGCUGGUGGAGAACCUGCUGGUGAUAUUCGUCAACUGGCGCUCCUCCGGCCGGGCCGGGCUGCUGAACCUCUACCUGCUCAACAUGGCUGUCGCAGACCUGGGCGUCGUGCUGUCCCUGCCCGUGUGGAUGCUGGAGGUCACACUGGAUUACACCUGGCUCUGGGGCAGCUUCUCCUGCCGCUUCACUCACUACUUCUACUUCGUCAACAUGUACAGCAGCAUCUUCUUCCUGGUGUGCCUCAGCAUUGACCGCUAUGUCACCCUCACCAAAGCCUCACCCUCCUGGCAGCGCCACCAGCACCAAGCGCGACGGGCCAUAUGUGCAGGUGUCUGGGUCCUCUCAGCCAUCAUCCCACUGCCUGAGGUAGUCCAUAUCGAGCUGGUGGAGAGCACUGAGCCCAUAUGCCUGUUUAUGGCACCCUUUGAGAGCUACAGCGUAUGGGCGAUGAUACUGUCUCUGUUAACCACCAUCGUGGGCUUUCUGGUCCCCUUCCCUCUGAUUGUUGUCUUCAAUGUGCUCACGGCCUGCCGGCUCCGGCGGGCAGGGAAGCUCGAGAGCCGGCGCCACUGUCUCCUGGUGUGUGCCUAUAUAGCCGUCUUCGCCAUCUCUUGGCUGCCCUACCAUAUGACCCAGCUGCUGCUCACACUGGACGGGGACCAAAUCGCCCUCCACUGCUACACAAUCCACAUGCUCUACUUCUUCUAUGACGUGAUCGACUGCUUCUCCAUGAUUCACUGUGUCAUCAACCCCAUCCUUUACAACUUUCUCAGCCCAAGCUUCCGGAGCCGGCUACUGAGUGUGGUGGUCCAUUACCUUCCCAAGGACCAGGCCAGGGCGGGUGAUCAGGCUUCCUCCUGCUCCACUCAGCAUUCUAUCGUCAUUACCAAGGAGGGUGUGUCCCCAGCUUCUGGGACCCCCACGCCACCCUCUGCCAGGCCUGAACUCUGA